GUUACAUGUUUGGGGGAAUUCUCAACUGCAAAAAUGGCCAUGACGUGGAUUUUGAAAAAUAAUCAAAUUCGCGCAUGUCCAAAAAUUUGGACACGUAAUUUUAGUGGGUAUAUAAGGGACCUACAUGUCUCCCGGGGUCUGAGAAAUUAUUCAGUUAACUUUUCAACAAAGUUGUAUUUUUGGUUUUCAUACUAAGAAGUCAUCUAAAAAGGUAAAAAAAAAUCAUACAUUUUUUAAAGUUUUUGUUUUUUGUUAGUUAGUUGAUGUUUUUAGAUUUUUAAAAAAAAUGUAGGUCAACAUUAGUUAAUACAAACCACUUAAACAUAAUUACUGCUAGUUAUAUAUGUAAUGGAAAUACAGGUGCAUUAUUUAUUGGCUACUAUUAUAUGACUAGGACAGUGAAGUUUUUCAACAUUGUUAACAGCAUCAUGUGAUAUUAUGGAUGAUUCUACAAAUUAUUAAUUAAUGGAUACGUUUAGAUUUUAAUUGUGGAUAAUGUAUGUAACAGUGGAUAGUGUAUAGAAAAGUACAUAUGACUUGUAUGUAUAUGUAUGUAUGUAGUUAUGUAAAAUUGUGUAUGUAUAUGACUGUAUGUGUUUGAAAGAGAGAGAAAGAAAUAGAGAGAAAUAGAAACUGAGGAAGCAGGUCCCUCUGUUUCUUUACUUUUCAGGGUAACUACAGAUAUUUUCUAGUAUUAACUCAAAAUUUUUUUUUUUUUUAAAUUUCAUUUUUCAGACCUUAAGCAGCAAUGGCCAGAUCACAGAAGAAUUGUGUUGAUUUGAAAGAAAUUAUAAAUGAAUGGAAGAAUUUGGAGAAGGUGAAAGGUAAGAAAUUCUACAGACAGAAAUAAAAUCUCUCCCCUUGUGUAGGACUUUUGCUUCUGUGAUGGGAAAAUUUGAACAUCCUGACACAUAUUUGGUCUUAUAUCAACUGGAGACACACAUUAUAGCUUCAAUUAACCAGAGACGCACAUAUAGCUUCAUUUGACCAGAGAAACACAUAUAGCUUCAAUUAUUGAACUUAUUAAGGAAUUAACAGUUUCUUUGUGUUGGGGGUGGGGUAUAAUCCAUAUAUAACCUUUCCAACAUAGGUGACAUACAACUAUAUGAUUCAGCCCAGGCACAUAGUGUUAGAUUGACCAAUAGAUGACAGAACUCUUUAGUUAAAGCUCAGACAUCAAAAGACACAUUUUUUAUCAUACAUUUAUUUAUUUUUUUUUGCAAAGAAGAUAUUUUAUUUAUGCAAGAUCAUAAUUUCGUUGUCUUAUGUUUACAGGUGAAGCUAAUCUUAGAAACCUGAAACUGUCAGUCACAAACGUCCAGUGGACUAAUGUCACGUGUCUGUCUGACCCGGGCAAGACGCAGACAGCAAAGGUAAAGGCCUAGAGUGUGGAUAACUGAAAUGCCUGACUGUAACUUUAAGUAAUUGUGUUAAAUCUUGAUAUUGAAAAGUACCCAAACUGUGUCAGUUUUGAUUCGCAAAUAAUCGACUUGUUGAUUCAAGUUUUGAAAAUUAUCUCUCUUUUUCUCUCACUUCUCCUUUAGGUUUCUGCUGAAUAUACCAGUGAGCAGAAAGAUCGACUUGCCAAGGUCAGUGCAAACUAUCCCAACCAGAUUGGUACCCACGUGACCAUUCAAAAAGGAUAUGUCAAAGGUAAGCCAGGAGUUAUACCCUACCUCCACUGGUCCUCUAGAAUGUAAACUAUUGUAUUUCAUGAAAUGUAUAGACUUGUGUCUCAAUUUGAACUGACACAACUAAUUCCUAUCUGAUUCUGUUUGAAGAUCUGCACAAGACCUUCACCCUCCCGUUGGCUGGACUACCGAAAGCCAUCACAGAUGUCCUGGGCUCAUCCGUUGAGAUUGACGUGGGCACUGCAGAGACCAAUGAGCAAAAGAUGGAACUGUUUGUCUCGAGUUCCCACAAAAUUGACCAAACAGAUGGCAAGGCACCCACAGCAGCAGAAGCUACCAUUACGUCAUCAACCGGAACUUACGUGGGUAAGUUAAAAAUUAAAAAAAAAUAAUAAUUAAGAGCUUUAAAAUCCAAUUGGUCUUUUUAUAAUUUUAAAAUGAUCUACUUUGUUAAAUGUUUGACUAGAUACUAUGUUGUUGUUUUUUUAAAUAUUGAUUUAAAAUUAUUGAAUAAAAAUAUUUUAAGCCUUAAAUUAAUGCAUAUGUAACUGUAGCAUUCGCAAUUUCUAUAAAGGUUAUGGGCAACCGUUGUAUUUUUAAAUGUAAGAACUAAUAUUAUCACCAUGCUAAUGAUCGAUCUUAAACCCGUUUUGCCCUCUACAGGUCAGUUCUCUGGUAAGGCUGAGCUAAGAGGAGAAGUGAUUCUCAAUGACAACAAAAGCGUGGAGCAAUGCCCCUUCUCAGAGAUGGUCACCUGCAUCAAGUCAAAGUCCAAAAAUGUUGAAACCCUGUGUGUGUCCGAUGAUGGCUUGACCGUCCACUGGACCAUUACGGGAGAGUGUCUGUUCCACCUGGGCACUAAGGCGGCUGUGCAGUGGAGCGAGAGACGCUGAGAACUGCUCGCGCGAAACACGCAACCUUGACAUUCCAAAUAAACUCAGAAAAAUUAUUCAUGAUUGUAUAUGUAAACGUUAGAUGAUACAUCAUGAUGUCCUGAAUUCAAAACUUUUGUCAAAACCUGAUAAUGGUACAUCAUGAUGUCCUUAACUCAAAACAUUUUUUUUUUAAAAUUGAUGUUAUAUUCAGGCAAAAUAUCAGCUCACUUGAUUGACAUCUUUUUCUACACUAUAGAAACACUAGCUGAGCUAACGUGAAGAUGAUUUAUUUAAAAUUGUUUAUAUUAGAUGGUUUGACAUGUUAAACUGUGCAAAAUUAACACCAAAACAAACGUGUUUUAGCAAAGGUCCCCAUAUAAAAGGUAUUGGGGUAGAUCUAUCAAAGGUAUAUGUAAAAUUUAGGAAUUUGUUAUAUUUUUUUAAAAUUACGUUAGAUAACUAUUGAUUUAUUUUAAAUUCAAAAUAUGUUCAUAUAUUUUUUUUUUUAAAGCAUAUUUGUUUUGAAUUGUUAUUAUUCAUUUUUAUUCACCAAAGGUAUUGACAAUAUUUCCACAAAUGCCCUUAAAUUUUCCCAGUAAAAAUAUUACCAUCUAAAAUUUAUGGCUGAAAACAUGUACUGAAGUAAAAAGGUAUUUGCUAGACUUAAAAAAAAGGUAUUUGUUUGUGUUAUGUAAUUACCUUUAAAUUUUUGGUGAUAUUAUUUUUAUACAAGUAUGAAGGAAGCGUAUUAUUAAACUAAAUGUUAUUAAUCAUAGAUUAAAUGUUUGUACUCUAAGAUUGAAUUGUUGUACUCAUAGAUUGAAUUUUUGUACUCAUAAACGAAAUGUUUUUACUCAUAGAUUGAAUGUUUGUACUCAUAGAUUCAAUUUUUGUAAUCUAAGAUUGAAUUUUUGUACUCAUAGAUUGAAUUUUUGUACUCAUAAACGAAAUGUUUGUACUCAUAGAUUGAAUGUUUGUACUUAUAGAUUAAAUGUUUGUACUCAUAGAUGAAAUGUUUGUAUUCAUAGAUUAAAUAUUUUAAUUAUAUAUUAAAUAUUUGUACUUACAAAUUUAAUGUUUUUACUCAUAAACUAAAUGUUAAUGUUUGUAUUAACAGAUUAAAUGUCUGUACUCAAAUUAAAUGUUUUUACUCAAAGAUUAAAUGUUUUAAAUGCUUCUAAAAUGAAAAAACCAUGCCAUCUUGUUGCAACUUGUUUUUCCCUAGGAGAUUAUUCGUGGCUUUAUUCUUCUGUUAGCUACAGUCUCAGCUGUAGCAAAUGUCCUACCGUGGCAUCGUUAAAAUUGUUUAUUAAUAAUUGCGACGACUGUAAAUUAAAAUUUGUCAAAUAUCAAAAUAUAAGGUCGUAUAAUUUUUUUUUUUUUUUAUAUUACUUCAAGAAAGAACAAAUGAAAUUCUUUACCAAGUUUGUUACAAAUGUUUGUUUUGAUGUUUGUUUUGAGUUUAACGUGUUAAACCUGGAUGAAGUUAAAGUUUUGUAUUUUUUGUAAUUGAAUGUAGGAUGACUUUUCAUGUACCCGGUAGUGAAAUUUUUCAUACUGUGUUUGCUUCAUUAAAAAUACUUCCCAAAAAUCAUUUUUUUUUUAUUCUUAGAUUCGCCAUUUAAAUUUAUAUAUUUUUUGAAAUCAAUAUAAAAUGUAUCAUGUUUUAUUCAUGACUAACGUGAACUGAUGUGAAUUAAAAUUGUAUGAAACAUUUUAUAUAAGGUGAAUUUUCGAUGCAUUGUUAUCCUUUUAAAGAAAUCUCUUCCAUGAAACGAAACAAUAAAUAUGAGAUAUAAAGAAAAUCAAAACCAAAAUUUCUUUUUUUUUCUCUAAUCUUCUAAUUUAUGUAUUUGAAAGUG
This is a messenger RNA of Lymnaea stagnalis (great pond snail), 4368 nucleotides long. The record is from the annotation of a GenBank genome assembly. NCBI's taxonomy places the organism in Eukaryota, Metazoa, Mollusca, Gastropoda, Lymnaeidae.